AUGCCACCAGUCCUGCCUCUGGCACCGAAGCUUCACGGAACACGAAACAAAGCUUCUUUCUACAUGAUUCUACAAAACACCGCAAACGUUCGGCGAGUGGACAGCUGCAUAGAGUCUGCAGAGGCGGCCUGUGACAUUCUCUCCCAGUCGGUGAACUGUACCAUUAAGACCCUGGGGCUGAUUUCCACAGCGAGGCCGAGCUUCCUGGAUGUGUCUCAGGAGGUGACGGUGGUGUUUGUCAACUCCAAGUCCCUGUCCUCUAUCAAGAUUGAUGACACCACAGUGGACGACCUGUCCUUGAAGGUGCUGGUUGCCAACAACAGUGACACGCUGAAGAUGCUGAAUAUGAGCAGCUGCCCUCAUGUCUCCCCAGCAGGUAUCCUGUGUGUGGCAGACCAGUGCCACGCUCUGAGGGAGCUGGCUUUGAACUACCACCUCCUGAGUGAUGAGCUCCCGUUUGCCCUCUCCUCUGAAAAACACGUCCACUUGGAGCCCCUGCGUGUUGAGGUGGCGAGCGAAAACCCCGGCCAGAUUCACUUUCACACCAUCAAGAGGAGCAGCUGGGAGGCUUUGGUCCGACACUCCCCCAAGAUGAACGUCGUCAUGUACUUCUUCCUCUAUGAGGGAGAGAUCCCCGUCGCCCACCUGUACUUUGGCCGGGCGGUUAGCAAAGAGAUGCUGGGCCGCAUCGGACUGAACUGCCCUCGGCUGGUGGAGCUGGUCGCGUGCGCCAACGGCCUCGAGCCCCUGGACGAGGACAAAAGCUUGACGGCCAUCGGACUCGGGGAGUGCGAGGUGACCUGCAGCGGCUUUGUGGAGUUUGUGAAGAUGUGUGGGCGCAGGCGGACUCAGCUGUCAAUCAUGGAGGAGGCGCUGAUCCCAGACAGAAGCUACGACAUGGAGCAGAUCCACAGCGAAGUGUCCAAGCACCUGGGACGCAUGUGGUUCCCUGAUAUGAUGCCCACCUGGGAGGGUGACUCAAAUGUAAUAUGAGAAUUACAUUUGAGUCAUUAAACACAUUGAUAGUGGCCACAGUUUUUCUUACUGUUAAGCAGUUGUAAAGCUUGUGUCGUGCUCUUUUCUGGACAAUAACUAGUCGAGAGACAGGUUCUCUGCCAUCAGUGUUCUGGCUGGUUUUCUUGAACAUGGGACAUUGGGUCAUUUUGAUUUUCAUGUAAGACUAAUAAUGUCCCCUGAUAAUUUUUUUUUCCCAUUUAAAACAUUGUUGUUUUUUACUGGCUGUCUUGUGAACCCUCCACUUUCUAUCAACACAUAGAUAUUGUAAUUAAGUAAGUAAGUCAUAUGAUUAAACAUUGUAUCACACAGUGAUACAAUGGCCAGAAGAUAGUGUUAAAAUGUUUUAUGUUGUCAAGCUUUAAAAAAAUAUAUAUUUCAGUUGUACUUAGUUUU
This is a messenger RNA of Scophthalmus maximus (turbot), 1410 nucleotides long. RefSeq names its product F-box and leucine-rich repeat protein 3, like (gene fbxl3l). Lineage: Eukaryota; Metazoa; Chordata; Actinopteri; Pleuronectiformes; Scophthalmidae. The record is from RefSeq and is a predicted model, not a curated record.